Pundamilia nyererei is the source of this 1308-nucleotide messenger RNA. Its product is annotated as von Willebrand factor A domain-containing protein 5A-like. Lineage: Eukaryota; Metazoa; Chordata; Actinopteri; Cichliformes; Cichlidae. The transcript is spliced from 9 exons. The record is from RefSeq and is a predicted model, not a curated record. Bases 109 to 1308 code for a protein of 399 amino acids.
GUUUCAGUUCGGUAUAGAAAACUGGCGUAGGGGCAUUUAAGCCACAUUUCACACACUGAAGAACGAAAGUACUUUGAGGAGACAAAAAUCUUUCUUUUCAAAGGUACAAUGAUGAGAUGCUGUGGUCUGCUAACUGCCCAGAACAAACCAGUUCCCCUGAAGAGCAUUGAGGUGGAGCUGGAGGUGAGGGACCAUGUGGCUACAGUGGUCUCCAUUCUGAACUAUAAGAAUAAGGAGAACAAACCAUUAGAGGCUGUUUUUGUCUUCCCUCUGCCUGGAGACGCUGCUGUCUGUCAUUUCAGUGCUAAGAUCGGACAGACACAGAUUGUAGCUGAGGUGAAGGAGAAACAGAAGGCUCGUGAGGAGUAUGAUGAUGCUCUGAGCUCCGGUCAGCAGGCCUUCCUAUUGGAGGAGAGUGAUCAGAGUCCAGAUAUAUUCUCUCUGAGUGUGGGCAGUCUGCCUCCAGGAGAGAGCGCCUCCAUCAGGUUGGAGUACGUGGCUGAGCUGGCUGUGCAGGCUGAUGAUGGUCUGAGGUUCUGUCUGCCUACUGUGCUCAACCCUCGAUACCAACCUCAGGGGAGCUUUUCCCUCUCAUUGUUGCCAAGGAACUUGCUCAUAGGGGGUCUUUCGAGUGUGGGGUUAGUGCCCUACAGUCUGUCUUUCUCUGCCCGAGUGUCCUCUCCUCGUCCAAUCUCUAAAGUAGAGUCCAACUGUUCCCUGGACCCUCUCCAGUACCUCAACACUGAUCAAACCCAGGCCACGGUCAAACUGGCUGCAGGACACAAGUUUGACAGAGAUGUUGAACUGCUGAUUUAUUACAAAGAUGCUCACCAGCCCACUGCUGUGGUGGAGGCAGGACAGGCCUCUGCUGAGCCGGGCUCUCUGAUGGGUGAUCCAGUGGUGAUGGUGAGUCUGUACCCUGAGUUCCCCCAGUCUGCGAUGGCUUCAUGUGGAGAGUUUGUGUUCUUAAUGGAUCGAUCUGGAAGUAUGAGUAAUACUCGCAUCCGCAGUGCCAAGGAUACUCUGCUGCUCCUGUUGAAGAGCUUACCAAUGGGCUGCUAUUUCAACAUUUACAGUUUUGGGUCCUGUUAUGAACACAUCUUCCCUAAGAGUGUGGAGUACAGCCAGCAGACCAUAAAGGAGUCUCUGAAGAAAGUUGAGCAGAUGGAGGCUAAUCUUGGAGGAACUGAGAUCCUGGAGCCCCUCAAAUAUAUUUACAGCCAGCCCUGCAUUCCCAAUCAGCCUCGACAGGUAACACACACUCACACGCUCUUCUGGUUUGCUGUCUUCGUGGGGACAUCCCAAUAA